Caenorhabditis bovis is the source of this 1716-nucleotide messenger RNA. The record is from the annotation of a GenBank genome assembly. NCBI's taxonomy places the organism in Eukaryota, Metazoa, Nematoda, Chromadorea, Rhabditida, Rhabditidae.
AUGCGUCGGAUAGUAGUCGUCAAGUUUUUCCUAGUUCUGCUAGGAUUUGCUUCCUGCUGUCAACCACCAUUACCAUUGGGAUAUCAAACAAAUGUAUUACCAUUAACUGCUCCAAGUCCUCUGCAGUACGGUCCAACAAAUGGAUUCGCUUCCGGAAUCCCAAUCGACCAAUCCGCGCCGAUUCCUCCUCCACCUCCACCUGUAACUCCGCAGAUUUCUGAUUAUGAUGGCCAAUUAGAACCAAUCAAUGCAAAAGCUCACAAUUCAGAGAUAACACCGUAUCCGGGGUAUAUUCCACCACCUCCAGCGGCGUCAACAUUCCCGACACUGAUUAAUAAUAAGGAUGUUCCUGACGUUCGUCUUAACCAAAUCCAUCAGCAAUCUUCAAACACAUAUCAAUCUUCACAAUUAGAUAUUCAAACGUUGGAUCCAAUAAAACAAGACUUUUCUUGCCCGGACGAAAUCACCACAAUGACUGACUUCUUGAUAUGUGUGCAAAGGUUGUCCACCGUAACAUUAGACGAAACCAAUUUAAAAUGUGAUUUUGAAAAGGAUUCUGGGUGCAGAUUUAAAUCGAUAUCGAAUCCGCUAAGCGUUGGUAAUUUCCCACGAUCAGACCACUAUAGCUCUUUUGCUGCUCUCGCUUCAAGAUCGCCUCAAACGCAACCCAUUGGCAAUUUUGUGUUCUUCAUUGAACAUCGGGGAACGAAAGAUGAAUUUGUUGUUUCAACACCAAUUAUUUGUCAAAAGGGAGAUGGGAUUUUGAAGUUUGAUUACUGGAUUGUUGGGAACCAAUCGGAGGUUCUUUUAAGGGUAUGCACACAAAACCACAUCGCCAGAUCCUGCACACAAAAAAUAUCCUAUUCUAAUAAAACUUCCACUAUAGCCGUUGAGGUUGUACAUCCGAAUUCGACAUUCUUUGAGCUCGAAAUUGUCGCUUCGGAUAUGAUAAAUCCGACUAUUAUAGUAUACGAUAAUAUUGAAUAUAAUGCAAAUUUAUGUGAAUGGGAUGAAGAAGAAAAAGCUACGGAUUCUGAUACGUCUAUCUCUGUAGAUUCAUUUUUUGACGACGAUUUAGCAACAGUUGAGGCUGAAUCUACGAACAUCGUUGAAGCGACUCCAACUCACGAUAUUGAACCACUUACAAUUCCCAUAAGACCGAUUCGAUUAUCACCACAGAAAAAGGAGGACGGCGAUCUUACAGUGAACGAGGAAGAGAUUGAGGAAAACAAAUAUGAGUCGAUGUGUCAGAUUCUCUAUUGUGAUUUUACCAAUGAUUUAUGCUCUUACUCGAAUUAUGUAAACGAUUCGAUGCCGCUAGCGAACUGGCAAUUGGGAAAUCAAAAGGUUGGAAAUCCUCACACCGGUGUGAGAAAUCAAAAUGGAGGAUUUCUCUAUGUUGGCACUGAUAAUCCAGGAAAUUCGAAAAUCAUUAACUAUGUACUGGAAUCCCCUGAUCUAUCGAUUAAUGAGGAUAUUCAACUAUCUAUUGAUAUCUAUCGAAGAAGCAAUGACAUUACGUUGCAGAUAUGCUUAGACACACCAUUUUACUGUCCUUAUACGGCAAGUCGUUUUGAAAAAGACGUUUAUUGGAAGGAAGGUGAAAUUUUCCUAAUUCCUAAAGGGACCGUGAAGAUUUUCCUUCGAGCAAUUCAAUGGCGCCGAUUCAAAUGGCUCGCCAUUGACAAUAUCAAAGUGUUAUCGGACAAAUGUUAA